Phacochoerus africanus (Common warthog) is the source of this 2390-nucleotide messenger RNA. It is a transcript of the gene LDOC1, whose product is annotated as LDOC1 regulator of NFKB signaling. NCBI's taxonomy places the organism in Eukaryota, Metazoa, Chordata, Mammalia, Artiodactyla, Suidae. The transcript has a single exon. The coding region runs from base 126 to 566 and encodes 146 amino acids. The record is from RefSeq and is a predicted model, not a curated record.
GCACCGCCUCUCGCCCCUGGCCGCCGCGCGCCUCCGCGGACACGCACUUCCUGCAAGGCCUCCUUGCUCACCUUAGCCGAUCCGAACCGAGCUGAGCCCAUUCUUGCUCUUCCAAGCUGUUCGCCAUGGUGGACGAGCUGGUACUGCUGCUGCACGCGCUCCUGAUGCGGCACCGCGCCUUGAGCAUCGAGAACAGCCAGCUCAUGGAACAGCUGCGGCUGCUGGUGUGCGAGAGGGCCACCCUACUGCGCCAGGUACGUCCGCCGAGCUGCCCGGUGCCCUUCCCCGAAACGUUUAACGGUGAGAGCUCCCGCCUCCCUGAGUUUAUCGUGCAGACGGCGUCUUACAUGCUCGUCAACGAGAACCGGUUCUGCAACGACGCCAUGAAGGUGGCAUUCCUAAUCAGCCUGCUCACCGGGGAAGCCGAAGAGUGGGUGGUGCCCUACAUUGAGAUGGAUAGCCCCAUCCUAGGUGAUUACCGGGCCUUCCUCGAUGAGAUGAAGCAGUGUUUUGGCUGGGAUGACGACGAAGAAGACGACGAAGAAGAUGAAGAAGCUGAUUACUAGGCCGGGAGACCCUCGAGCCUAGGGGGGUGGGCCCUGCACGCCGCCACCACCCCCCGCCCCGCUUCGCCCCUCCCGGAGCCGCGACACUUCCCUCGCUCCCUAUCUGCUUCCCUACUCUUAGCUCUGGUUCUCUUCCUUAUUCCCCGCCGCCCCGCCCCCGUAGUGUUUGUCUUUGUUCUGGGAAUAGUGCUACAGUUACCUGCUGCUGGGGCUGGGGCCUCUCUGAAGUGCGCUGCCUCCCACUCAGGCCAGUCCCAGGGCCCAACCCUGCUAAUUUGAACUGUGUUCUGAGCCCCAACUAUAGGGCAGACUGUUACAAACUGGUCAGACUACCCACAGCCCUGCCGAUUGUCAGGCCUACAUCUGCCCAGAGACCGACGCUGCCACCUAACCAACCUCCAUCACAUUCCAGCGACACACCAGGCCUUUGGAGAUAAGGACCAACCUAGAGGAUGCUUUUAGUUGGCUAUACCACCUGGGACAUUGAUUUGGACUGCUCACGCCCCCCCCCCCCCAACGAGGGGCUAAUCUUUGCACCUGGUUCGUUCCCUCCUUUCCUAACUCAUAGGGUCUUCUCCUGCCUCACCAGGUUGCUGCAGGGGCCCGUUGUGCCUGGCAGCCAAAUUAUUGACAUUUCUCCUAUGCACCAGUUUUGCACAACUGUCAUUUUUCUUUUAAAACUGAAGCAGUCCCACAGCUGUGUGCAUUUGGACAAAAAUACUAAAAACAAAAACCAGACAGACAAAAGCAGGUACUCAGCCCAGCUCCUCAAUACUACAUAGAAAAAGCAUUUGCAUUCUUUUCAAUAAAUAUCAAGCACUACGGAAAAAAAAGAGCGUCUUUUAAUGGUUAAGUGCUAUCAUUGGCCUUUGCCACUCUCACCCUGACUCCCAUUAUUCCUAUUGAUAUCAGAGAGCCUAGUUCAAUCCCAUUAUUCUCUACUGUCAUGUCUGGGCAAUAGAGGACUGCUACUACAGAGCUUUAUAGGGAAUCUGGUGCUCCCCUCACCAAGGCACUUUUUAAAGCCCUGGUGAAGUGAGUGUCCUCUGGGGCUUCCAGGAUGGGAUGAAUAAGGGGUAGUUGAGCAGAUGGCACACCAUCCCAAACUGGGACACUCGAGAGAAAAAGGGAGCACUAUUACUAAUCGGAAUGGGACAGUAGGCGUACAUCAGGGCACAUACCAUAUUCCUGUCUUCCUGAGCUUUUGGGUUCUUUCUCAGCCCUGCCAGGCAAGUGCUGCCUCUUAACUCUUAUUCCCUGCAGGGUGCUGUUUGAGUUCAGGCUUCCAUAAACAAGGCAGCACAUUGUUUCAAUACCCAUUUUAGAUGCUUGAGCUAAUGUUAAAUCCUGAAUCCUGGGUAAAUGCACCCAUAAGUGGAGCCAGAUUUUAAUGUUUCAUCCUCCUUGGGCAGAUAACCCUUAGGAUCCCCACCCGUCUGUGUGCCCCAGAUUCCUGCCUGUAGAAAUCGACAAGAUGCUUGGCUAUCUCCCAUACUAGAUCUUGUAAUGCUGUCUGAGCUGUGCUGAGAUCUCUUUGUGGGCCUGGAGGGCUGGAGGCCCUAAGGGAGUGGGGUGAGUGCUGAGAAUAAUCUCUACCUUUGUGAGCCCAUAACCCCAGGUUAAGUCUUUGAAAUGUUAAAUCAGGGAAGCCUGAUUAGGGGAUUUGUGGGGCCUAUCGCUGCCAGCCAGGAACUGUCAGGAGGAUUUGAGGGGUUCAGAAUUCUGAUUCUUACAUGUAUCUGCCCAGAUGUCUUCUAUACCAUGCCGGGAACCAGCCCUACUUUAGAACCUCUAAUUUAGAUAAUAAAAUUCCUUCUUGUUUAA